Messenger RNA from Mus pahari (shrew mouse), 960 nucleotides. Its product is annotated as leukocyte immunoglobulin-like receptor subfamily B member 3A. Gene Ontology annotation, molecular function: inhibitory MHC class I receptor activity. Gene Ontology annotation, biological process: cytokine-mediated signaling pathway. The transcript is spliced from 6 exons. Lineage: Eukaryota; Metazoa; Chordata; Mammalia; Rodentia; Muridae. Bases 1 to 960 code for a protein of 319 amino acids. The record is from RefSeq and is a predicted model, not a curated record.
AUGAGAUCCAGGAUCCCCGUGCUGGCUGGAGCCUUACCAAAACCCACCAUCAAAGCUGAGCCAGACACUCUGGUCUAUAGGGGGACGCAAGUGUCCAUCUCAUGUAAGGGGAUUUCAGAUGCAUGGAAGUACCUUCUUUAUAUUCAGAAAUUUGAACGUUCCCAGCCCAAGCACACACAAACCUCAACAAACCGUGGGAGAAAGGCUGUGUUCCACAUAGGCUCCGUUGGAAAGCAUGAUGGAGGCCAAUAUUUCUGUCUCUAUGAGACCACUGCUGGCUGGUCAGUGCGCAGUGACAAACUGGAGCUGAUAGUGACAGGAUUCUUUGACAAUAAACCCAGCCUAUCAGCCUUGCCCAGACCUAUGGUGACCUCAGGAGAAAGAGUGACCCUCAAGUGUUUCUCACAAGAAGAAUAUGACAGAUUCAUUGUGACCAAGGAAGGAGAACAGAAGUACUUCAUGAUCAUGCAACCACAGAAGACAUAUUUUGGGCAGUUUCAGACCCUGUUUUCUGUGGGUACCGUGACUCCAAACAUUAGCGGAACAUUCAAAUGUUAUGGGUACUACAAGGCAAACCCACAAGUUUGGGAAGGAACGGUCCUUCCACCCCUGUACCCAAGUUCAAAGUUUCAAGUUCACCAUUUCCAGUCAGAAUUCUCCAUGGGUGAUAUGACCUCAGCCCACAGAGGAACAUUCAAAUGUUAUGGAUACUACAAGAAUUUCCCACAUUUAUUGUCACUACCCAGUGACUGUCUGGAAAUAUACAUCUCAAGUGGAUCCAAGGAGCCCAAAGAUGUAACCUAUGCCCAGUUGUGCAGCAGGACACUCAGACAGGGGGCAGCCGCAUCUCCUCUCUCCCAGGCAGGGGAAGCCCCAGAGGAGCCCAGUGUCUAUGCUGCUCUGGCAGCUGCUCAUCCAGAGGUUGUUCCCAAGGAGAAGGAGCAUUGUCCCUCUGCCUGA